This is a messenger RNA of Anopheles gambiae (African malaria mosquito), 1849 nucleotides long. RefSeq names its product DNA-binding protein Ets97D (gene Ets97D). The transcript is spliced from 2 exons. NCBI's taxonomy places the organism in Eukaryota, Metazoa, Arthropoda, Insecta, Diptera, Culicidae. Gene Ontology annotation, cellular component: nucleus. The coding region runs from base 100 to 1758 and encodes 552 amino acids. Gene Ontology annotation, biological process: regulation of transcription by RNA polymerase II; cell differentiation. Gene Ontology annotation, molecular function: DNA-binding transcription factor activity, RNA polymerase II-specific; sequence-specific DNA binding. The record is from RefSeq and is a predicted model, not a curated record.
CCACACACAACAAGCAGUGCCAGCAACAUUCGGCGUGUGCGGGGUGCCACAUUGUGAGUGAAAAAUCGCGCAGCAAGCAGUGGAUACUACUUGUAAGCGAUGGAUCCGCUUAAUAUAAAGCUGGAGGUGCCGGACUUACCGCUGCCCCUCGGGGAGGAUGGUUUGAUGAUGUCGACCGCCGAUUUCCUGCCGACCGGAAACGACCUGUUCCUAGGCGAUGAUGACGACGACGUGAUUGUGGUGCAUAUGGAUUUGCGCGAGAAUUUGUCCACCCUGCGGGGGUUGGUCGAGCGGCGGAUUGGGCUUUCGCUCAAGCACUACGAGUUCUGGCUCCAGGGCUCGACCAUGCUCGAGUCGCACAAGAACCUCGUCGACCAGUGCGUGCAGGGCGAGGGGCUGGUGCAGAUCAACGUACAGGUCCAGCCGACCAAGCGGCGCAUCAACAUCGCGGACGUGCUGAAACCCACCGAUGAGGUGCUCGAAUCCUACCAGCGCGAAAUCGAGCAAGCCGCAAAGGAGGCGGAAGCGGCCGCUGCGGCCAAACGGGCAGCGGAGGAGGAGGCGGCUGCAGCCGAAGCGAUUGCCGCAGCGGUGGCCGAGGCGGAAGCGGCCAGCGCGAAAGAGAAUGCGGCGGAACCCGCUAGCGGGACGGGCGAGCGAGACGGGUCCGGUGCGAAGGCACCAGCCGGCCUGACGAAGGAAGCACAGGAGACGGCCAAUGCCGUGGCGGCCAUCAUCAACUCGGUCAGUGUGGAAGAGCGUGAGAAGGAGCGCAAGAAGGAACGGCAGGUCCAGGGCGACAAGGGCGGCCUUAAGCUGAUCCCGGCGAUCAAGGAGGAGGUGUUGGGCUUUGGGGAGAAUUCGCUGGACGAGUGCGACGAGUCGGAUGGGGAGAUGGGCGACGAACCGGCGGCUUGCCUGCCCUGGGUGUACGACAGUGCGUUCAAGCGCGACCAGCAGCGCCUGAACAUUCCGGACGAUCCGAAUGAGUGGACUGUGGCGCAGGUAAAACACUGGAUCCAGUGGGCGGUCCGGACGUUCAACCUGAACGGGAUCAAGCUGCAGGACUGGAGCAUCAGUGGCAAGGAGCUGUGCGAGCUGGAUCUGGACGAUUUCAAACUGAAAGCACCGAACGAUCCGGGCGGCCUGUUUUGGAUGCAUUUGGAGCUGCUGCGACGGCACAAGAUCGUGGCCACCCUGCAGAAGCCCGUCGAUGGGGAAGAUCUAGUUGAAAUGACCAUCCGGCGGAAGCUCCCCAAGCCAAACAUUGGCAGCAGCAAGAACGAUGAGUUCAGCUACUGUGGCAACCGCACGGGAAACAAUGGACAGAUCCAGCUGUGGCAGUUUCUGCUGGAAAUUCUCACCGACCGGGAACACCGCACCAUUAUUCAGUGGAUAGGUAAGAUGGCAGCGAACAGUGGCCCAAACAGCCCCACAACUGUCUUCAUACUGUCGGUUCACCCUCCCGCAGGUACCGAUGGAGAGUUCAAGCUGUGCAAUCCGGAACAGGUCGCUCAGCUGUGGGGCGAGCGCAAGAACAAGCCGACGAUGAACUAUGAGAAGCUGUCUCGCGCCUUACGCUACUACUACGACGGGGACAUGAUUUCGAAGGUGCACGGCAAACGGUUCGUGUACAAGUUCGUGUGCGAUCUGCGCGAGCUGCUCGGGUACGAUGCUUCGGAAUUGGCCUCCCUGGUCAACGAAGGGAAUCCCGAUAAUCAGUACGGCACGAAAAAUUAUGACGUUGAUUUCGAUUGAUCUAGGCAGUGGGGCUUUUGUGCGUCCCUUUCUUUGAUGGUUUUAGAAUACAUGCUGCUCUGUCCUGCACCACAGAGUUGAGCUGCAGCGA